Messenger RNA from Suillus bovinus, 1254 nucleotides. RefSeq lists its product as uncharacterized. The record is from RefSeq and is a predicted model, not a curated record. NCBI's taxonomy places the organism in Eukaryota, Fungi, Basidiomycota, Agaricomycetes, Boletales, Suillaceae. The transcript has 7 exons. Bases 111 to 1076 code for a protein of 321 amino acids.
GCGGAUGAAUCUGUGCAAAUCCUGACACAAUGACAUAUUUAAUGAUACACAGAAACUGGCACAGAUGGGCCUACACUUUCCACACCCCCUAGUUGGAUUGUAGAUUCGCUAUGAAUAGCCUCCCUGCAGAUACCAGCGCUUUGAUGUCAGCAAUACUGGAGGGCAUUCUCUAUGGCUUUUCAGUCCUCAUGUUUAUCGGCACUAUCUGGGCCUUGACCUACAAACGUCGGAUGCGGGAUGUCAAUCGCCCAGUCGCUGUGGUGGUCCUCCUGCUAUUGUUAGUGAGCACUGCGCACAUGGUCAUGACUAUCAUUCAUAUCGAAAAUGGACUGGUGAAGUAUCGCGAUACGUGGCUAGGCGGGCCACCGGCGUACUUCGCAGAUAUUGCGGAAGAGACAUAUGUGAUCAAACACGCGUUAUACAUUUCCCAGACUGUACUUGCUGAUGGCGUGAUGAUUCAUCGCUGUUAUGUUCUUUGGCGAUCCGUCCGGGUGAUCAUCCUACCAAGUUUGCUAUGGUGUGCCAUCAUAGUGACUGGCAUUCGCGCAGUCUACGUGAAUUCGCAAGCCACUUCCAAUCCCGGAGAUGUCUUCGCCGUCGAAGAUGCAAAGUGGAUCAUAUCAUUCAUUGCAUCGACUCUUACAAGUAAUUUGUUAUGUUCAGGACUACUGAUAUAUCGUAUCUGGAAAUCUGAACGUCGCGUAUCUAAAAUACGUGUUUCGAAGAGCACUAUGAUGCCAAUUGUGCGCAUCCUUAUGGAUGCUGCUGUUUUGUACUCUGUGAUGCUAUUCGGCCUUUUGAUUUGUUUCCUCGUCGAGAACAACGGACAAUCUGUUAUAACGGAUAUAGCCGUACCUAUCAUAUCGAUCACCUUCUACAUGGUGAUUAUUCGCCUCGCGACCAGUUGUCGACAUCACCUCCCGAGACGAACGACCGAGGAGAUAGAACAGAGAAACAUGCAAUAUCAAACGAGGCCCUUAGGGGUCCGGAUAUCCCAAUUUACUCAAGAUGACAGCACCUCAACUUAUAAAGUCGGGGACGAAGACCGACCAUCGACAGGGAUCGAAGAGAAUUAAAAGGAUAUGUUGUACUUGACAUAUAGUCAUUAUGAAAUCAUUGACAUGAAUGCCCUACUGCUAUAUUUCCUCCGGAAAUGAAUAGCUGGCCCAUCUGCUAUAGUUGCACAUUCGAGCGAGGGACAGGGUGGGCACAGUUUGAUUCUUGCAACACUCUAAGCGAGUUCACAUCACGCUG